Glarea lozoyensis ATCC 20868 is the source of this 1080-nucleotide messenger RNA. RefSeq lists its product as uncharacterized. NCBI's taxonomy places the organism in Eukaryota, Fungi, Ascomycota, Leotiomycetes, Helotiales, Helotiaceae. Gene Ontology annotation, cellular component: nucleus. The transcript has 3 exons. The record is from RefSeq and is a predicted model, not a curated record. The coding region runs from base 1 to 1080 and encodes 359 amino acids. Gene Ontology annotation, molecular function: DNA binding. Gene Ontology annotation, biological process: double-strand break repair; DNA recombination.
AUGUCGUCGGAACCCUUCAGCACAGUCCUCAGCCUUCCUCGACCCGAUCAUCCCGCUAACGAAGCCAAUUUUGUUCUGCUGCAUGUCGAAUCUACCGGUCGUCGGCAGCUGGAUCUGAAGUUGAUUGGCACAGAGGAGGAGACUGUCUUUUCGGUUGCAUUAAGGCAUUCGAAGAUAUCGGAUCUCAAGUCGACGAAUUCGCCGUGUAAUCAGGAUGAUUGGGAGGAUAUAUUGUUGUCUAUUUUUCGUGGGAUUGCGCCGGGGAAUGGGGAUAUUCUACAAGGCAUAGAGACAAUCGCAAAGGUUGAGAGGAAGGCUGUUUCGCUCACGGUCAUAAUACAAAAGCGAAUUGAGGGUAUCACGCAAAAACUAGGAACGAUUUCCCUUCCUGCGACAGACGAUGAACCGGUUUCUUUAUUCGAGUGGUGCGGUAACGUUAUCAAGUCGAAAGAAACAGCGAGCAACGAAUUACAUAUCAUACAAAAGCGCAUGGAAGAGAAAGAUGCGCAAAUCAAGAAAUUGGAAGAAGGGAUGGACGAGUUGGUCAAGCUCAAAACCAGCCAUGAGAGUGCACUACUCGAGAAGUUCUCAAUUCUUUUAAACGAGAAGAAACUCAAAAUCAGAGACCAGCAGCGACUACUCUCGGCAUCCAACAUUGACCCAGAAAAGCUAGAAGAAGUAGCAAGGAGUAGAGACUCCCGUUCUCGAUCAGCUGGCCCUUCACGAUCAGGGAAAAGGAAACUUGCAGUCAAAGAUGAUGAAUCAGACGAUGGUUUCGAGAAGAUGGAAGUCGAGGAAGAGGCAGAUGUGCUCAAUGAUUCUGAUGGCGAAGGAAGACGGACACCAGAGCCAGAUCUAACAGCAUCUGAAGACUCGGACGAUGAGCCGGUACCACCUCCGAUCAGGAAGACUGCUCAUAGUCAGGAAAUGAAUGAGCCGCCCAGCUCUGCUGCAGAAGUCAAAAAGGAGGAUUUUGUUCCACCUCCGCGAAGAGAGCUCCCAUUUCAACACAAGAAAGCUGCGGCGAAUGAAGCGCCCGUUGAUAAUGGUUCAGAUACGGAGUCUGAUGAUGAGCUAUGA